Molecule: messenger RNA, 5694 nt
Organism: Nylanderia fulva
Lineage: Eukaryota; Metazoa; Arthropoda; Insecta; Hymenoptera; Formicidae
Product: proton-coupled amino acid transporter-like protein acs
Biological process (GO): amino acid transmembrane transport
Cellular component (GO): vacuolar membrane
Molecular function (GO): L-amino acid transmembrane transporter activity
Source: RefSeq, a predicted model, not a curated record
CGCUCUUUUACCUUAUUUCGCUUGUGACAUAGUAAUGACACAAUCAUAAUUAUAGAAAUGAAAAAGAAUCGAUGGAAGAAUCUUUAUAUGAAAACUAAAAGAAAUAUUUAAAAAUUUUGUAAAAUAUUAACUAUAUUUAUUUUUAACAAAAUUAAAUAUUUUACUCACGAAAAUAGAAUUUAUUGUCAGGAUAAGAGAAAAAAGUGUGCUUUAAUUUUUUUGAAAAUCUUGUAACACCUUUAGACUUUGCUAUCUAUUAUAAGACGGAAAAGAAUUUCAUUACGUUUUAUCAUUGAUUUUCUCUCUUUUUUAAAACGAUUAAAUCACUUUAUCUUUGUAGAUGUAUUACGCAAUUUUACCAUCGAUACGACCCACUUUGACCGGUCAGUAGAACCAGGCAAACACUCUCUAUGCGCAAGUCAGACAAAAUGUUUAUCCUACCCGCUACCAGAUGUCCCUGGAAAUUAUUAUCGUAUAGAUCGCGAAGAGGGUAGCUACCCCUGCGUGACCCGAAGGGAGUCCAUCCCUAAUUUUCACAGACAGUGAAAAGCAUCGCCGCAGCCGCGCAUAGCACAAUUUUCUCGUUGCACACAUGCACACACAAGCAUAACACUUAGCCGAAUGCGCGGUCAGAAGGUUGAUGGGGGUUCUGUACACCCAUACAUGUACACACACGAGUACAUUUUUCAUCCCUCAGUCGUAGCUUAUCAUAUACCUAUGUUAUAACCUGUGAUAAAGUGCCUCGAAAACGGAUUUCGCUCAUACGUCAUAAGCUCGAAUUAAUUUCCUGAAGAGCAAUUUCUGCGAAUCGCCAAAAGAGCCAUUGAAGCCGUUUAAGACUUCGCUAUAACACUCGUUAAAAUCGCACCAAAUUAAUCGACGAUUAUCGGCGAUCGCCCUCGUUCUUUUUGGAAUACCUUCGCGCGGAUCCACGAAGAAGCAGAAGCUCGCAAUGCGGGGGAUCGACUCGCGAUAUCUAUAAAUCAGCGCUCGCGUGCAUUUACGAGAUGCCGUUUUAUAACUAGCCGUCUGUCACGUGACAAGUUGCUAUAUGUUGCUAUAUGCCGAAUACGUACAGUGGAAAUUGAAGUGGUGCGGGACAGUCGCUAGACAUCCUCGGUCGCUGACGCAUUAACUGCCAACUACUGGGCAGUUGCCACCUCUGAAAGAGAGAGAGAGAGAGAGACAGAGAGAGAAAACCGGCUUUACAUCCGCCGAGGGUUGCGUUUACGCAUGCAUUUAAUCCGGCAUAAACUGCAAACGAAGGAAAUUACAACCUAUGUCAGCGAUUACUGAAAGUUGAUUCAGACUGCAAUAGAGAAGUGAGAAAAGUUAGAGGAAGUUUGUGAGACCAUGCCGAACAAACAGGAAGAAAAUAUACGUUUGGAGUUGAUCGACUCUCAGAAUUCUAAGGAGAACAAAGAAAUUGAUACAUCUUCAAUAACUAAUGACGCGUUAUUUUUAAGCGACAAGAUUUCGAAUGACGUAGACAAUGUCGAAGCCGAAUUGUCUUCGAAUGCUCAGGAAACCGUAGCAUCUCCAAACUCUGUGGAUGUCACAGAUGCGGAGAAUUAUGAUCCUCAUCAGCAUCGGAUCGUACCAAAUCCAACUACAAAUUUGGAAACCUUGGUCCACUUGCUGAAAGGAAGUCUCGGCACGGGGAUCCUGGCAAUGCCGAACGCGUUUGGCAAUAGCGGCUACCUGGUUGGUAUCGUAGCUACGGUAAUCAUAGGAGUGCUGUGUACCUACUGUUUGCACAUACUCAUAAGGUCGCAGUACACAUUGUGUAAACGAUUAAAAGUUCCUAUAUUGAGCUAUCCGCAUAGCAUGAAGCACGCUCUCGAGCAAGGUCCUCAAUGCUUGCGACGGUUCGCCAAAUAUGCCCCAUGCUUCAUAGACAUCUUUAUGAUAACAUAUCAACUGGGAAUUUGCUGCGUUUAUAUUGUAUUUGUAGCAACAAAUAUAAAACAGGUAACAGAUCACUAUUGGACAACUUUUUCAGUUGAGACUCAUAUGCUUUUCUUAUUUGUUCCGCUGAUAUUGAUCAACUACAUUAGAAAUCUGAAGUUAUUGGCGCCGUUUUCAACGCUAGCGAACCUUAUCACAAUCGUCAGUCUUAGUCUGCUUUUGUCGUACAUGUUUCAAGAUCUACCAUCGAUCACCGAUAGAGACAUGUUUGGAUCAUUCCGAAAUUUUGCCCUUUACUUUGGAACUACGUUAUUUGCAUUAGAAGCUGUCGGUGUGAUUAUAGCUCUAGAAAAUAACAUGAAGACACCGAAAUCUUUUGGCGGCUAUUACGGUGUGCUAAAUAUAGGAAUGAGUGUGAUUGUUGUUUUGUAUAUAAUUAUCGGAUUUUUUGGAUAUUUGAAAUACGGAUCCGAAGCUGCGGGAAGCGUCACUUUCAAUUUACCACAGGAGGAAGCUUUAGCUCAAAGUAUUAAGAUUAUGUUCGCAAUUGCCAUAUUCAUCACGUACGCUUUACAAGCUUACGUGCCCGUCGAAAUUCUGUGGAACACCUAUCUGGAUUAUAGGAUAAAGACUCGCAAACUUUUCUGGGAGUACGUUUGUCGGACACUUGUUACCGCGGUGACAUUCGUCUUUGCGAUCGCUAUACCGAGGCUCGGCCUAUUCAUCUCUCUCUUUGGCGCACUCUGCUUAUCCGCUCUUGGCAUCGCUUUUCCGGCCAUCAUCGAGAUAUGCGUACUGUGGCCGGAGAUGAAUUUCGGCCCUUUCAAAAUCACGCUAAUCAAGAACAUACUCCUGAUCGCGUUCGGAUUGAUGGGUCUCUUGGUCGGCACUUACGUCAGCGUAGUGGACAUAGUAAGAUCGUUCGCUUGAGGAUAAGAUCCUGCCAGGUUGAUUAGAAUGAUAUAUCGAAGUACACCCGCGAGAUUUGCUACGAUAAUAGAAGAGCUGCGAGCAAGCGAAAAGUGCUUUUAUAAGCUGCAUCACCGCCAUAAGUUUACUUAGACUUUACGUUAAAUGAAAGAAGGAUAGAGACGCGCGCUAUAAAUGAUAGCGGUGGACAAAGGACUGUCUGAGAUUUCGCGACAACCUCCGAUCGCAAUCAAAUCGGAUGGUUCGAUCUGUGAUGAAAACUUUAAGUAUCGAUGAUGUAAUCGCGAAAGCAUUAUCGUCGCGCGUCUCUUGUAGAAAGUUUUUAUCAUCCACUUUAGAGAGAUGCAUUUUUUUCUAUGCAUUCGACUGAUCGUAUAAAGUACAGUAUAAAGUAUAUUUAAAUAUAUAAAUAAAUAUAUACUGUAUGUACGAACAGUUUAUUAUAGUACAUAUUGAAUUAUGAAUAUAUAUCGAGCGGGUGAAUUUACGAUAAAUUUCAAAUGACAAUUAAUUAUUCGCGCUUAAACUUUUAUCUCGGUGAUACGAGUACUUAGGAACACGAAUACGGCUGGCAUAUAUUUUUAUUUCUUUUUAAAAAUGUCGCAACAAAGUCGUAUUGUAAUAUAUACAAAUUCUAACGUAUAUCGGAAAUUCGUAGAUAAACAUAUUUUUUCGCAUGAAAAUUUUAUUCAUAUUGAUUAGAAAUAGGUAAUAAAAUCAGAAAGUAUGACAUUGCAUCAUCAUUGAUAUUUGAUAAGGAGGAUAGAACAAAGAUUUAACUGUAAUUUGUGAGAUGCUUUAUUUCUCUUGCCUAAAAAUAGUUAUUAUUAAAUAUAUAAAUGUAGGAUUAAAUUUUAUCAAUAAUAUGAUUUACGCGAUUAUAUUGUAUUUUAUAAUAACGCAAUUGUGAAAUCCUCAUUGUGGAAAAUAUUCUGAAUAUUACGUUGUUGAUAGGAAAUUGUAUAUUCUAAUCUCGUGAAAUUUUUCUAUAUUCUGCCAUUAUACAGUUUUAUCCCGGUUUUAUCCUGUUUUAUCUUUUAAAUUUUAAGAAAAAUUGUAAAAAAAAAAUUUUUUUCAAGAAGCAUCAACUAUAAGACUUGAGUCUUUUUAAAAACAUUGUUUUGACAAAAUAAUGUUCAAACAAUUAAAAAUGAAAGUAACGUAAGAAAUAAGUUAUUAUAAAUAUUAUAUAUAGACAUAUACGUUUCAUUUUCUAUCAUCGAAAUUGUUCUCAAAAAUGUUCUUCGCAGGAUAUACAUAUAUUAAAUGAAAGUAUAUUUCUAAGAAAUGUAAGUGCAAUACAAACAAGCAAAAGUGAAUCUAUUUAUGUAUACAAUUAUUGUGGAAAUAAUUUUAAACUAUAUUUGUAAUACGGACCAUAAAACAAUUAAUAAUUUUUUUAUAUAGAUAUUUAUAUAUAUCUAUCCAAAGAUCUAAUUCAUCUAAGUCGUCAAAAUUUGGCUUACUGUCACCAGAACCACUCAGACCACCUAUCUGUCGCAUCAUCUCUUCUAAAUCAGGUGGACUGUCUUCAUCGUCAGUAUCAUCUUCAUCCUUCCAUUUGUUGAAGUCGCUCUUUAAUCAGUGAGCCUUUGUUUUGUUCUUAAUUAGCCGUGGCCAAUAUGGUCCCUCCUCCUUCUUAAUAAUAAUGCAAAUUAUAAAUGUUCCAUGUUACGUUGUUAACUUUUUGCAUUUUUUAUUACGUUUUACUUUUUCUACGUUUUUUUUAUUCGAUGAAUAAUGUGAUUACUUUUACAAUAUGUUUUUAUCAAGUUUCUAAUCUCAUCAAUGAAAAAAAUAUUUUAUGAAUAUUUUAUUUCUUAUUAAAUUAUCGACUAUUCUAUUUCUGUCAUAAUGUUCAUGCGAUAUAUUUUAGACACACAACUUUGUAAUUUUCUCGCAUGUUUCAUUCCUGUGUUCAUAAAAUUUAAGUUUUUUUAGUCUUUAGUUCGUUCUCCUCAGGAUUCAUUUUCUUCAUUUUUUUUGACUGCUGGUCCCAAACUUUCUUCGCAGUAGGCCGUCUGAAAUUCCAACAAAAAUAUUUUAAUUAAUUUUCGAAAAUUACCAUAAAAAGUACAAUUGCCCGUGGUUACUUUUACAAUAUAUGUUUUUACGAAUAUCAUGCAAGACAUUUAAUAAGAUAUAUUUUUAUUUAAUACAUAUUUUAUCUAUAAUUUUAGUUUGCUCAACAUUAGAAACGCAAAUUCUCUUCGACAAAAUGCAAAGUAUUUAGCACGUCAAUUUAACAUAAUCUUAGACUGAAAAAAUAUUCAUUCAUUGUAAUGACGUAAAAUAUUUCUCAGGUUGCGGAAGCAAUAUCAACUCGAAAGUAUAUCUAAAUCAGAAGGUAUUAUAUUAAUAUUGUUGACUAAUAAUAAUUCUUCUUAAAGCAUUACAUUGUUGACAAGGAAUAAUGAAUUAUUGUUAUCUAAACAAAUUUUAAAUUAGUUUUACAAAUGAUGAGAAAUAUAAAAUCCUGUUAUUAGGAAUAUUUAUAAUUAAAAUUGUAUUGAUAUUUAUUGUAUAAUGGAGAUAUAUAUGUGUUAUAAAACAACACAUUUGGUUAAUUUUUAUGCGCGCCAUGAAUUAAUGCGUUACUAUCGACAAAUAUGUAUGUUGCCUCGCUCUCUGUAUCGCUCUGAGUAUGUAGUUGUUAUCAAAAUAAUAGCAUAAUACCAAACAGAACGAAUGAAAAUCUUUGCAACAAGCCUAUCAUUAUAGAUGCAAAAUGAGUAGAAGCAAUAUAAUGACUAUUAUAUUAAUAGUUGCGAUGCAAAUUGUAGAUUAGUAACGAUCUCACAAAACAAAUGUAAUGUACAUCAGACAUCGUUUAAUAUAUACAUUUUAUAUGAAAAA